GCUCCCGCUGUGGAAGAUAAGCGCUUUUAACGUUAUCUAUUUUCGCAAUCCCUAGAAAGCUUCGCCGGCUUCCUCACUGCAGCCGGUCUUAUCGAGAUGUCGGCUUUCUCCUUCCCCAGUUCAGUGGCUGUUGAGAAUCCGCGACUGCUAGAAAAGAGGUCCUCAAGAGCGCACUAUAACGUGAAACAUACUCGUCGAAGCUUUUCACAGGGCUUCACAAAACAAAUCUCGCCGUCUGUCAUACGAGAGGACGCACCAGUUCAAGUAAGGGCGGCACUGCGUACCAACGUUGCCGCAUACAGCAUACAUCUAUAACAAAAGCAACAGAUCGCUUUUCAUUGCCGACUCCGUAGCCGAAAACGUGGUCGACGUCGACGGCGAAGAUGUCGUUCAAGGUGAGAUCCGCCGUGCGCGACGACUGUGGCGCCAUAAUGGGCCUGAUUCGAGAGUUGGCCGACUACGAGCGAAUGCUGGAUCAAGUCGAGGCGACUGUCGACGACCUCGAAGACCACCUCUUCUCCGACGACAAAGCGCGCUGGGCUUGCGCGAACGUAGCGACUACGACGGCGGAUGACGGCGCACGCGUCAUCGGUUUCGUUCUGUACUUCUUCAUUUUCGAUCCGCUGACUCUGGAGCGCGUGGCGUACAUGGAAGACCUCUACGUGCAGCCCGCGCACCGAGGUCGGGGCGUCGGCCUGGCCCUGUGGCGUUCGGUCGCGCAACACGGUGUCCGGAACUCGUGCGAAGUGCUCAACUUCGAGGUGCUCGACUGGAACGUGCCGUCGCUGGAGUUCUACGCCAAGCGGGGCGCCACCAACAUCACGCGUUCGCGAGGUUGCCAGCACUUCAGGUUCUCCGCUUCGUCCGGCGCCCCCUUUCUGUGAGAAUACCACCGUGAUAUGGUGCGGUUUGUGUUGGAGAGUAUCUUUUUGUCAGAGCCUUUCUUGUUGCUGUUUUUUUACGUUGUGUUCUUGAGACAUCGCGCUUUGUAGGCGAGUGGUCUAUUGUUAAUACUCGAAACAUUGGCCGAGUGGUCUUUAGGAACGUUUUCUAUACAUAUUUUGAACGAUGACAUAUGUGCAAUAUAGUUUGUAUCUUUCAUGUUAACAUGAGCAUCCCACAUAGCGUUAGGGUGACCACAUUCCUACCAGGUAAAUGCGGGACAUGCUAAAAUAAAUGACAGGAGUGGGGUAACACAGCAAGAUGAUUUGUUUAUAUAAUAGUCAGGAAAACUGAGACUGAUUUAGGUUUAAGUUCAAAUGCAUAUUCUUGUAAACAGCUGUCAUAUAGAACAGUUUGUGUCGACACGUCACCCCUGUUUUCUGCCUUUAGAAUCAAGUUAUAAUGUACCUUCAACUCGAAACAGGGCUAGUAUUGUCAGCAUAGAAUCCCCCUACUGAUUCGCAAGACGGAACUAAGGCUUAGUUUCCACCGCGAGCCGCGCGCGUGGUUGACAUUUCUUCAGAGCUGGGAGUGCUUGCUGCUAACACAUGAUAACUAAAAAAAGAACGAUGCGAUGCCGUUGAAGCUAAGGCAUGGCUGACCUAUAAAGCAAAGUAUGAAUGUGGAGCAUUUUUGAAGACGUUCAUAUCUCUUGUGGGGCGUGGGACAAUGACCCUCGAUGUGACAGUCCCUCGAGGAGCGGGACGAAUAGCCACUCUGCGUUGCAUGUAAUAUUGUUAUUUGUGUCUAUGUAUUAACAUCGCAAUCAGCUCCUGCGAAACAUUUAUUCAGCUUUUUUUAUGUAAUUGUACGACCACAUCUGGGGCAGCUUUCUACUUCAUUGGCACUUCAAUUUCAGCCUGAUUUGUACUGGGACAGCUUUUUACUCUCCAAUAGUAGAGUAUAUUGUACUCUAAAUCGCCGAACAUAUUUGUCUAAACAUUUGUGCAGCUGCCAAUUGAAAUUGCCUAUGGUGGAAGUAGCCGCCAGUUCAAGCUGCCUAGUUUAGCAGCUUACUUAUAGGCGGCUUUCCUUUAUGUACUGAAGAAAAAUAAACUUGAUUCGUCAUGAUCUAAAA
This is a messenger RNA of Rhipicephalus microplus (southern cattle tick), 2020 nucleotides long. Its product is annotated as diamine acetyltransferase 1. Gene Ontology annotation, molecular function: N-acetyltransferase activity. NCBI's taxonomy places the organism in Eukaryota, Metazoa, Arthropoda, Arachnida, Ixodida, Ixodidae. The record is from RefSeq and is a predicted model, not a curated record.